AUGGCCCAAUAUAGCUACGUAUCAACACCACAGCAUCGCUCUUUGCUAUAUAAAUCCGUCAUUGAUGUCUUUCAUGAGAAAGCAGACCAGUUUUCAAACAAAGAGAUAUGUAUCCAUUGCCUUCCUGAUGGUUCGCGGCAAGCUGUUACGUACGCUGACCUGCGUGCUAAGGCGGAAAAGGUUGCCAAAUUUCUGGUGUCUACGGGUGUCAAAACAGGGGAUUCUGUCGGCAUACUAGGACCAAAUUCAAUAGCAUGGAUUGUUGGCGAAGUUGCCAUUCUAAUUGCUGGAGGGGUGUCGGUACAUUUGGCAAAACCUGGAUCUUUGAAGGAAAUGUACAGUUUCUUACAAUCAGCUUCUUGCAAAGCGGUUCUCUUGGACACUGAUGGGGAUGAUAGUUUAAUGAAUGAAAUAAAGGGAACGAUGGAUGUAUGUGCAAAUCCAUCAAAAAUUUCACAGAUGAGUUUCGAAGACUCUAAAGCUCCGUGUAUAGUCCUUUUGAAGAAAUGGACGGGGAUGAAUAUACCCGACAUUGAAACCAUUGGAAACGAAAAAGAAGGAACGCAGGGGUUAAUUCCUACAAGGAUCCAUCCCGAGAAAACAGCUAUAGUUUUUAUGACGUCAGGGUCUACUGGACAUCCGAAAAUGGUCGAACAUACCCAUUUCGGUUUGGUGAAUACAAGUUCAUCAAGAAUUUUUUCGAGAGGUCAAGAUAUUUGCGAUAAUUCUGGGGCGAUGUACAACGACAGGCCGUUUACAUGGAUUGGAGGAACCGUUGUUUACAACCUCAUACACGGUGACACACGUGUUUUCAGAGAUGGGCGGAUAACUCUGAAGGAAAGCGGAGUGCUUGGACUUUGGGAUAACAUUGUAAAAGAAAAAUGUACCAAUGCAUUAUUGAUGCCUUUUACUAUUUUAGAUCUUCUUGCAAACGAACAGGAAAUAUUGAGAAGCAACUAUUGUUUAAAGACAAUAGUCACAGGAGGACAGAUAAUAGGUUCACACAUGGCUGAUGUUUGCGGGAAAUUUUGUAACACGCUGAUUGCAGGGUAUGGCUCAACGGAACUGUCUGUAGUGGCAUUCAUUGAAGUGAAAGACAACAUGGAACUAGGAGCGCCUGGGUCUCUAUCAGACGGAAUGGAGGUAAACAUUGUUGACGAAGAUUGGAAUACGGUACAUCGGGAGGAGCUCGGGGAAAUCUGCAUCAGAUGCCCCUGGAUGUUAAAGGGCUAUCGAACCGUACUAGGGACCGACCGUAUGACCCUCACAGAUGGAUGGAUGAAUACUGGAGACAUCGGAUUUAUAAGGAGUGAUGACAGCCUCUUCAUCAAAGGCAAAUUAGAAAAUGUCAUAAAACGAAUGACUCUUAAAAUACUUUCUGGAGAUGUGGAGGAAUGUAUCGCCGAAAUACCAGAAGUUAAAGCUGCUGUCGUGGUUGCGGUUCCGGAUCAACGGGUGUACGAAGACGUGUGCGCAUGCGUGGUUCUAGAUCAAAGCACUGGCGUAACUAUGGCGGAUGUCGAGUUGCAUUGCAGGAAAAGGCUUGGUGACACCAUCACCGGUGACGCUCCUACAUAUUACUUACGUUUUGAAGCAAUACCCAGACUGAAUUCUGGGAAACCAGACAGGAUGAAAGUCAAACAGCAUGCUUUGGAAAUGCUUGAUAUUUCAUAA
Messenger RNA from Pecten maximus, 1674 nucleotides. Its product is annotated as medium-chain acyl-CoA ligase ACSF2, mitochondrial-like. The transcript has a single exon. The record is from RefSeq and is a predicted model, not a curated record. NCBI's taxonomy places the organism in Eukaryota, Metazoa, Mollusca, Bivalvia, Pectinida, Pectinidae. The coding region runs from base 1 to 1674 and encodes 557 amino acids.